AUGGAAUACAUUAAGCGUCAGCAGUCAGAUGAACAAGAAAUCCGCUCCAACAAACUUUUCCCGAUCGUUUUUUCUCCCUCACAUUCACCUGCAUCAACUCGCAACUCUUUCUUUUCGAUAACAGACUUUUCAGUCCAUACUCGAAGAAGCUCAUUUAUCCCUUUCAUUCAUGAACGAGGAGACACAGGAAAGCUUUUACCACCAGAUCCAGACCCUGUGAUUCUUCCACGCUCUUUACGAGUGUCCCCUGAGCCUAUAUUGAGAUCCAAUAAAAAAGAAUCUCCUAAAGGGAUUGCAUUUUUAAGUACCUCGAACAAGACUUUGCCAAGGACAAAGCGAAAGCGUUAUAAUAUACCUGAGCCUGGGUACUAUAACCCAAAGCCAGCAUAUGAAAUUGGGAAUAAGCAUAGCAUUUAUUUAUCAAAUACUCCUACUAAGAGAAAUCAGCUUGAAAAAAGGAAUGCUUUAUCAACUGAUUACUUACUAUAAUAUUUAAAUAUGGGUAGCUAAUUAAAAAAUUAUAAUUAAUUCUUUGACUAUUUAUGCAGACUAAAAAAUUUUUUUUUCUUGCUAUUUAGAGGUAGAAUUAGAUAUGGAUGCGAUACAUGAACAUUUGCAUGGACAUCACGGAACACUUAGUAUGGACAAGCAAUUAGCAAGAAUGAAAACCAAAGAAGAUUAUGAUCUUGACGAAAAAAUGCUUAAAAGUGCCAAAAUGGAACUUCCGGAACAUUUAAAGCAAUUCAAAGGACUUUACCACAUUGGGAAAAUUUCGUCGCAGAAAGUAGAUAAUUUUCCAAAAAAUUUUAUGGAUGUGGCAAAAGACUUGAAUGAAAAUAUUGCAAAAAGAAUGGAUGAAUUAAAAAAAAUUGGAAAACAAAUGAAGGUUUCUGCUUAUAAAUAG
Messenger RNA from Blepharisma stoltei, 904 nucleotides. The record is from the annotation of a GenBank genome assembly. NCBI's taxonomy places the organism in Eukaryota, Ciliophora, Heterotrichea, Heterotrichida, Blepharismidae.